Clonostachys rhizophaga is the source of this 3006-nucleotide messenger RNA. Lineage: Eukaryota; Fungi; Ascomycota; Sordariomycetes; Hypocreales; Bionectriaceae. The record is from the annotation of a GenBank genome assembly.
AUGGAGCCAAGAUACGAGACUGCGAACAGUGAUGCCCAGGUCGGAGGCCAAAACCCCUCUUUACUCACCGACCUUCCAAUUGAUAUUCUAGUCUAUCUGCUCGAUAACUUUCUACGUCUCGGAGAGUGGAGGAAAGACAAGUUAGAAUGGGACGAGCCCUGGGGGGCGCAUGCUGCAAAUGAAAGCUUCCAAACCAUUCAAAGCCUACGCCAAGUAUGUCGCCUAUUCCACGACCUGGUAUCGCCGCUCUUGUGCAAGAGACUACGUAUCCAUCUCGAUCCACAUUCAUUGGACCAGGCUCGCGGUAUAUUGAGGAAUCGACUCAUCGCCUCUGGAGUGAGGGGCGUCCAAAUCGCAAUCCCGUACCGGCCCAAGGAGUUUGCUUUUAAUCUAUCCUCGUUCGUUAGUGUCCGACUUAAAGAACGAACACAACUGUACGAUUACAUCAUGUAUAUUCUAGACGCACGAUGGAUAGACGGUGAUCCAUAUGGGAGUGAAGACGAUUCGCAAGACGAGGAGUCAUUCACACGCGAGAGGAAAAAUUAUCAUGAUAUUCUGUUUACUUGGCGACCUCACGAGAGUAGUAACGAUCAAGAUGGAGACGACCCUGAGACGGCAAAUUAUUUUGUGUACAAGAUUGAGCCUGCAGUGCGUGACGAGUAUCAACAGAUUCUACUCCAAGGUCACGAAAUCUUCAGAGAACGACACGAAGCCCAACAGAAACUUAUCGAGACUGGGCUUUUCGUGGAGACUAUCGCAGAUUUGAUUCGCCAAAUACCAAACACGGUGUCUUUGAGCGUGGUGGAUAGGUUCGCAUUCAAGCCUCACCAGAGGAGGGACAUGUCCUUGCUCCUAAAUAAAGAAGAGCUCUUACCGUUUUUGACCUCCCCAUUCAACUGGUCGGAACUUGGGAACAUGCCAGAUCCACCACAACUUGUUCCAGCUCGAAUCUUGACUGAGCUCCCAAUCGCCAUCCACAAAUCAGGGCGGAGUCUACGGCAUCUCCAUAUCGGCUGCCUCCCAGUCCAGCACGGCUUCGAGCACCUUGAUCCAGGUACAGAUGACUUUUCAUGGGCCCAACUACGGGAAGCAUGUCAGCAGCUGGAGGUGUUUGAUCUUGAGGGCCCUCAGAUGCAUCAUCUUCCCAGUCGGCCAGAAAGUAUCCCUCUUUCUAGUAGGCAGUUCCUCGUGGAGUUCUUUGGCGCAAUCCUUUCCGGUAACAAGCUUCAGGACGUCCGUCUCAGUUUCUACUGUCUUGGUGUGAACGAUGGCAGAACUAACAGGAGAGAAUGGUGUCCCUUGGGUGCCAUCUUUCGAAACAUAUCCUGGCCGAGCAUUCAAAAGGCCCGGAUCUCGGAUAUAGGUUUCUCACAAGACGAGCUUGACCAACUUUUCAUAGGCUUUGGCUUUGGUCUUGAGAGUCUGGCUUUAGUCUCCUUUCAGUUGAGAAGUGGGAGCUGGAUAGACGCCGUAGACAUACUACACGAGAAAGUUGCUGUCCGAUACGCAACCCAAGAGUUCUUCUUUCACUUUGCGGACAUGACGGGGGGUGAAUUCGGGGGAGGAAAGAAGACGGUGGAUAUCACUACGGCUCUGAUGAUGGGUUAUACCGAGGACGAGGCCUCUGAGACCGUCCAAUUGAGAGAUCUCUCUCCCGCUGCGGUCCGGGAGCUCGACUCCUCCAACACCGUGCACGAUGCAUUUGAAGCCAGCCAAGAUGAAGGAUUAGCUUCAAGAGCGAGAGAGUCAAAUCGCCAAAAAGCUCUCGUAAUCUUGGGCACCGCCAUCUCGCAGCUGCCAAUCUGGGGCUUUGCGAUGAGCUAUGGUGUUUUCCAGGAAUACUUCUCCGGCAACUGGACCCUGCAAGGCAGCCGAGACGUGACCGGUAUCAUUGGCACGACUUCCAAUGGAGUCAUGUACCUGUCCAUGCCCUUCUUGUUCGCCCUGUUCACCAAACACUGGGCUCAUUGGCGACAAACCGCCGCCUUUGCUGGCGCCGUGCUCGCCGGUCUCGGGUUUCUGUUAUCAUCCUUCAGCACCCACGUCUGGCAUCUCGUAGCUACCCAAGGUGUCAUCGCUGCUCUGGGAUGCGCCCUCAUGUACAGCCCCAUGACGCUGUCUCUCGGAGAGUGGUUCACCACCGGCAACAGGGCCCUCGCGUACGGCGUCGCUCUCUCCUGCAAGAACAUCUCCGGAUCCGCCUGCCCGUUCCUCUUCCGUUUCCUCCUCGAGCAGUACGGCCUCGGCACCACUAUGAGAAUAUGGACGGCAGUGGCCGCCGUCUCCGGUGCCGUUUCCAUCUUCCUCGUCCCGGCGCAUCCAUCCAGCUUGACGGCUACAGAAACGCACCGCGCGCGGAGAAUGCCGCUGCACUUCCUCAAGCACAGGACCAUCUACGUGUACGCCAUCGCCAUCGCGCUGCAGAGCUCGGGGUACGGCAUCUCCCAGACCUACCUCAACACGUACGCGCACGACUUCACCAUGCUCUCCCAGAACUCUGCCACCCUGCUCCUCACGCUGUACAACAUCCCCGGGAUUCUCGCGUCGUCUUUCUUCGGGUACCUCGCCGAUACCAACAAGCGAUUCGUCCUCUCCACGACGACCGUCACGGCGAUAUCAGCAUUUGGCUCCGCCUUGUCGGCGCUCCUCUUCUGGGGUCUGACGAGCAAGGGUAACAUGGCCCUCCUGGCCGUGUUUUCCAUCACCUUUGGCUUCUUCGCAGGCGGGUAUAGCGCGACUUGGGGCGGGAUCAUCACUGAUUUCGAGCGCGAGGCCGCCAAUGGGAACGAGGCCAUCGACUCAGGGCUGAUGUACGGCUUGCUGAACGGGGCACGGGGCGUGGGCUACGUGAGCGGUGGGCUGGCCAGUGUGUCACUGCUCAAGGCCGGGACCGGCAUGGCGCUCUCAUCAAAUGGGCAUUUCGGCUUAGAGAGCGCGUAUGGGCCGCUGAUUAUCUUCACGGGGCUUUCAUCCGCCUUUGGCGGCUGGGCCGUGUUUUGGAAGUGA